Messenger RNA from Teleopsis dalmanni, 2392 nucleotides. RefSeq lists its product as uncharacterized. Gene Ontology annotation, biological process: multicellular organism development; positive regulation of kinase activity; cell surface receptor protein tyrosine kinase signaling pathway. The transcript is spliced from 9 exons. Gene Ontology annotation, cellular component: signaling receptor complex. The coding region runs from base 102 to 2312 and encodes 736 amino acids. NCBI's taxonomy places the organism in Eukaryota, Metazoa, Arthropoda, Insecta, Diptera, Diopsidae. Gene Ontology annotation, molecular function: transmembrane receptor protein tyrosine kinase activity; nucleic acid binding; ATP binding. The record is from RefSeq and is a predicted model, not a curated record.
ACUAUAUACAUAUGUACACAGAAAGACCGUAAUGUUUUUAAACAUGACGAUUAAUUCAACAUACAUGUCUAAUUUCGAUUGUAGUAAAAAUUGAUUUCAAAAUGAAUUCAAAUAGAAAAAUUUCUAAUGUUGAAGUUUUGGGCGAUGAAAGACUAGUAAAAUCAGCUCGUCGACCUAGAAAUUGUCGUUCUCGAAAUAUUGUUGCAAUAUAUUGCGAUGUGGUUAGCACUAAACGCUAUGAUAAUGUUGAUAUAUUAGUUCGCGUUUCCAUUGUAAAUCAAUCACGAAAGGUAUUGUUGGACACAUAUGUAAAACCUGAGAAAAAAUUAGUUGACAAGCGUAUUAGAAUAAACCGAAUAAUACGCACGGCUUCUAAAUAUGGAGAGGAUUUUGUAAAUGUACAGAAUGAAGUGGUUAAUAUAUUGCAAGGUAAAAUAUUGGUGGGUCAUAAUAUAAAAAGAAGUUUGUCGGUUUUACAUAUAACACAUCCACAAAAAAAUAUACGUGACACACUUGAUUAUGAGCCAUUGCGCCAGUUAUUAUCAAAUGGAAACACAACUGCAUUAAUCCAUAUAUUUAAAGUAAUACUAGGUUCAACAAUUCUAAAACGGCUAUAUAAUUCCGUCAUGUAUGCAAAAUCAAUAAUGGACGUAUACAAUCGACUAAUUCCAAAUUGGGAAACGUAUAUGCUUGAAUUGCAGAAGAAUAACACACAAAUUGAAUCUGCUGAAGAAAAAACUCAGAUUAUUUCAAUUGGAAUUAGUAGCUUGGAUCCAAUAUACCAAACAGAUGAAAAUAAAGCAGAUGAGUUGUUAGUAGAACAUGCUAUAGAUAAUCAGAAGAAAGAAGUUGAUGAAGAUUCCCCAGAGAUAGAAGAUAAUGAAUAUAUGUUCACAUAUAAUUUAGAGUGGUUAUUUGCAGAAUCCAUUGUGGAUACUCCAAAAAAAGUAAAUAAUGGAUAUGUCACAACAGAUGUUGAUGAAGAUUCGCCAGAGAAAAUGGAAAGUGAAUAUAUGUUUUUAAACGAUCUGAAGCGCUUAUUUGCAGAACCUAUUGUAGUUCCUCAGCAAGAAGAGGCAGAUGAUGGGCAUACCAAAGCAUAUAUAAAAGGAGAUUCACCAGAGAAAGAUGAGAAGUGGUUAUGUCCAGAACACUUGGUGGAUCAUCAAAAAAAAGGGCGUAAUGAACAUGCUACAACAGAUAUUAAUAAAGCUGACUCGGAAUGGCAUAAAAAUAGUUCCAAACUUCAAUACGAUGAUAAGAAGAAUAAGAAUAGUGAAUCAGUUCAAGAAAAAACUUCAUCUGCAGAUAGAAGCUCUGGUCAUGGACUACGAUAUCAAUAUGACCGACGACCGAGAUAUCGUAGGAGUAUUGCCACAACCAACCGUAAAUAUAAUAAUGGUAUACCAACAGAACAAUUUGUGGAUCCUUCAAAAAAAGAAACUAAUGGAUAUGACAGAACUAAUAAUGGAAUAGCGGUGGCUAAAACGUAUAAUGUUGGCCCAAAGAAAAAUGACAGAUAUGAAAUACCAUGUUCAGAAAUUCAUUUAAUUGAGAAAUUGGGACAUGGAAACUUUAGUGAGGUUUACUAUGGCAAAUGGCGCAACAUUGAUGUGGCUGUAAAAGUCUUAGAUGAAGAAAAUACGUCAAGAUACGCAUUCUGGAGAGAAGCGGAUAUAAUUAAAAAAUUUCGUCAUAAUCGUUUAAUUGCACUGUAUGCAAUGAGUUCACAGAUUGGUCCAAUUUACAUUGUGCAAGAAUACAUGCCCAAAGGCAACUUAUUAAAUUUUUUAAGUAAAGGCGCAGGUCGUUACUUAUACUUCGAGGAUCUUAUUGACAUAGCAAUACAAAUAGCAUCUGGUAUGGAGUAUUUAGAAUACAAACAGUUGGUACAUGGUAAUCUGGCAGCACGUAACGUUCUAAUGGGUGAAAAUAAUAUAGUCAAAAUUUGUGAUUUCGGUUUGGCACGUGCUAUAACUGACAAUAACUAUUGUCCAAAAAAAGAUCCACGUUUUCCUGUUAAAUGGACUGCUCUAGAAGCCAUAAUGUUUAAUUUAUAUUCUAUUAAAUCUGAUAUUUGGUCGUAUGGUGUAGUAUUAAUGGAAAUUUUUACAUAUGGGCAAGAGCCAUAUCCUGAUAUGGAUAAUGGUCAAGUUAUAGAUUUUAUAGAACGUGGACUACGUAUACCAAUGCCAACAAAUCAUUUCAUGCCUGUUCAGUUAUAUCAUUUAUUGUUACAAUGCUGGGAUAUUACGCUAGAUAAACGACCAACUUUUAAAUUUCUGAACCAUUUCUUCGAAACGUUAUCUUAAACAUUGUAUUUAGAGAUGCUUUACUAAAUAAAAUUGCCAUAAUAGUUUAGGCACAAAAGUUUAUAAUUACAACUUUUAAA